Messenger RNA from Panthera uncia (snow leopard), 5171 nucleotides. RefSeq names its product rho GTPase-activating protein 23-like. The record is from RefSeq and is a predicted model, not a curated record. NCBI's taxonomy places the organism in Eukaryota, Metazoa, Chordata, Mammalia, Carnivora, Felidae. The annotation marks the transcript as partial. The transcript has 11 exons. Gene Ontology annotation, molecular function: protein binding.
GGCGGCGGCGGCCGGGCCCGGGCCCGGGCCCGGGGGCCCCCUGCGGCCGCGGCGCUCGUGGGCAGCUCCGUGUGGCGCGUGGAACGCGCGGGGGCCGGGGGCUGGCGCUGGGAGCGCGCCGUCGGCGUGGACUGCAGCGCCCCGGAGCCGCGCUGCCUCUGGCUGCCCUGCCUCGUCCACAGGGACCGCCGCGCGCCGGGGCCGCGCCGCGCCAGGCUGCCGCUGGGCCCGAGAGAUGGGUGCUCCCCUGGGCGCCCCCUCCCCUGGCAGGGGCCGCGGACACUGCUGCUGUGCAAAAGUCUCCAGGACGGCUUUGGCUUCACCCUGCGCCACUUCAUUGUGUACCCCCCUGAGUCAGCCGUGCACUGCAGCCUGAAGGAGGAAGAGAAUGGAGGCCGAGGAGGAGGACCCUCCCCCCGGCACCACCGCCUGGAGCCCAUGGAUACCAUUUUUGUCAAGAAUGUGAAGGAUGAUGGCCCCGCCCAUAGAGCGGGCCUUCGCACCGGAGACCGGCUGGUGAAGGUGAACGGGGAGAGCGUCAUUGGGAAGACCUACUCCCAGGUCAUAGCUCUGAUCCAGAAUAGUGAUGAUACCCUGGAGCUCUCCAUCAUGCCCAAGGACGAGGACAUCCUCCAGCUGGCCUACUCCCAGGACGCCUACCUGAAGGGGAACGAGCCGUAUUCUGGAGAGGCCCGGAGUAUCCCAGAGCCGCCUCCUAUCUGCUACCCUCGCAAGACUUACGCCCCGCCAGCCCGGGUCUCCACCUGGGCCACUAUGGUGCCUGAGCCCCUCUCAGCACUGCCCAGUGACCCCCGGAGUCCUGCUGCCUGGAGUGACCCGGGGCCCCGCGUCCCUUCUGCCACCCGUACCCAUCUGGACAAAUCUUCCUUGGGGAUGAGCCAGCCCCGCCCCAGCCCUGGUGCCUUCCCCCGCCUCCCCUCGGAGCCCCGGACGCCCCGUGCCUUCCCUGAGCCUGGCAGCCGGGUGCCCCCCAGCAGACUGGAGUGCCAGCAGGCUUUGUCACACUGGCUGUCAAACCAGGUACCCCGCAGGGCGGGGGAGAGACGGUGUCCUGCCAUGCCCCCCCGGGCCCGCAGUGCCUCCCAGGACCGGUUGGAGGAUGUGACUGCCCACCGCCCAUGGCCCUGCUCCACCUCCCAGGGUGCCUUGAGCCAGUUGGGUCAGGAGGGCUGGCACCGAGCUCGCUCAGACGACUACUUGAGCCGGGCCACCCGCUCAGCCGAGGCGCUGGGUCCAGGAGCACUGGUGUCACCCCGUUUCGAGCGCUGUGGCUGGGCUUCCCAGCGUCCGUCUGCCCGCACCCCUGCCUGCCCACCCAGGGACCUUCCUGAGCCCCAGGCCCCACCCCCGCCUGGUCUGCAAGGCCUGGAUGACAUCGGCUACAUCGGGUACCGGAGCUACAGCCCAUCAUUCCAGCGCCGGACUGGCCUCUUGCACGCACUCUCCUUCCGGGACUCACCCUUCGGGGGGCUACCCACCUUCAACUUGGCUCAGUCCCCUGCAUCGUUCCCGCUGGAGGCCUCCGAACCACCCAGGGUUGUGCGCCCAGAACCCAGCACCCGGGCUCUGGAGCCCACCACCGAGGAUCGCCGCGACGAGGUGGUCCUGAGGCAAAAGCCUCCCACGGGCCGGAAGGUCCAGCUGCCCUCCGCAAGACAGAUGAACCUUGGGUUUGGUGAAGAGUCCCCAGAGCCAGAGUCCAGUGGGCGAGUGGAACGCCUGGGCAGGAAGGUGGCCCCUUUGGCCACUACUGAAGACUCUCUGGCUUCUAUCCCCUUCAUUGAUGAACCCACCAGCCCCAGCAUUGACCUCCAAGCCAAGCAUGUCCCUGCCUCCGCUGUGGUCUCCAGCGCCAUGAACUCAGCCCCCGUCCUGGGCACCAGCCCAUCCUCCCCAACCUUCACCUUUGCUCUUGGCCGCCAUUACUCCCAGGACUGCAGUAGCCUCAAGGCCGGCCGCCGCUCCUCCUACCUGCUGGCCAUCACCACAGAGCGCUCCAAGUCCUGUGACGAUGGGCUCAACACCUUCCGGGAAGAGGGCAGGGCUCUGAGGCGCCUGCCAAACCGAGUACCCAGCCUGCGGAUGCUGCGAAGCUUCUUCACCGAUGGGUCCUUGGAUAGCUGGGGUACUUCCGAAGAUGCUGAUGUUCCUUCUAAGCGACACUCAACCUCUGACCUCUCGGACGCAACCUUCAGCGAUAUCAGGAGAGAAGGCUGGUUGUAUUAUAAGCAGGUCCUCACCAAGAAGGGGAAGGUAAGGUGGUUGGCAGCCUGAGGUGGAGAUGGAUGGAUGCUGUCUCCGGCAGAACUCUCCGGCUUUUAUACCCGCCCCACAGCCUCUGGAGCCAGAGGGAACCAGCUGAGGCUGUAGCCUGAGGGGUAGAGGUUAGAUGUUAGGAAGAACUUCCUGGGGGGCAUAAAGAACUCACGAACAAGAGGGGUUAACCAGAGAGGUCGUCUCUGCUGCUGCGGGAGGGAUCUGGUCAAACUGUGCCGGGAAUUCUGACAGAACCAUCCCACAGUGAUCCUUGGUUGGCUGAUCGCCCCAGAAAGGGUCACUGGGGGCUCACGGAAAAUGAGGGAACAAGGCCAGGGUGAUUCUUUCGGAGGAGCUGAGACCCCAAAAGAAGGCAGACGUUAGCCUUUUCGGGGCCUUGCGGGGCCAGCAAAGCUUUUAGUCUUUAUCCUAAGAGCCACUGAAGCCCCUGGGGUCUCUUUCAUUUGACUUCCUGGAGAAUGAAUUAGAGAGGGGCCCCGGCUGGGGCCGGCUGGAGGCAGGAGGACCAAUUAAGGGCGACCACAGCGACGGCUGGGCAUGCAGGUGGCAGGGGGAGACAAACAGGAUCCCAGAGCGAGGAGGCCGGGGCCCUGGGUCCACGGAGGCGACGCGGCCCGGGCGAAGCUGAGCGGAGCGGUUAGCAUCGACCUGGGCUUGGCCCUUGCCUGCAUCAUGAAUUGCCCGGGGGAAGCUUGGGUGACUCACCCGCCUAUGACUCAGUUUCCUCGUCUGUAAAUAGAGCUAACAACAACCCCUAGCAUAUACACCUGUUGCUGAGGAUUAAACGAGAUGAUCUCAGCAGAAGUGCACCCAGUGCCUGGCACGGGGAGCUGCUAGUCCUCUGCUAUUAUUUGAAUUUUCCACCCCGCCUUCUUGGGGUCUUGUACCUGGAGAGAAUGUAAGCUUUGAAGUCAGACAGACUUGGAGCUCCUGCCCAGCCACUUAUCCAGCAUAUGGUUUUGGGCAAGCCCCUUAACCUCUGUACCUCACUCUUCUGAUCUGUAACAUGGGGACAGUGUCAUUCUACAUCCUGGGCUGGAGGGAGGUGAAGUGAGAUGUAUGGGCCAGGUGGAGCUGGCAUCCAUCUGUGCCCUCAUCCAGUCCACGAUAAUGACCGAGUGCCUGCCAUGCUCCCGAUUCUCGGUCGAGGUUCUGGGUAUUUAGUGGUGUGGGAGGCAGGCCAUCCCGCCCCGCUGGGGCUCAGGACAAGCAGAGGAAGCACCCGGUGCAUAAUAGUUGCCAACCCACGACUGUCAGGACUGGAGAGCUGAGCCGAAUGGCACGCAGUAGGUGACUCCAGCCUAGGCGGGGUUGGGGGAAGGUGUCGGGGAGGCUGUGACAUGAAGGGUGUGUGAGAAUCCACAGAACAGGGAGGGGGUGGGAAGUGCUCUGACAGUGGAGAUGCCCUCCUGGAUGGUCUGGGAGAAAGGAACAGAGGGAGUGCUGGGUGGCCGCGAGCCAGGUGAGAGGUAGAAGCUGAGGUGGGGAGUCAGGUGCCUGCUUCGGGACCUCAUCACCCAGGGCAAGCCUUUGCAGGGGUUUAGAUGGGGAUGGGAGGUGGGUAAGCCCAGGAGGCAAGGGUCACAUCUGUGAUAGGAGGUGACAAUGCCAUUGCCGCUGUCCAGGUGAGCCAGGGCGGGGGCUCUAAGGUCGUGGCAUGGGGCGGAGGGGAAGGGACAAUUUAGAGACACUGAGGGAUGGAUGGGUUUGGCUUGCUGAUGGCUGGGAGGUGAGGGAGGGUGGAGGAGGCAGAUGAUGGCUGCGGGGGCGAUGGGGCCUUCCCCUGAGCCACAGGGCACUGGAGGGGCAGGUUGGUGAGUGGAAGCCAAGGGUUCCUUUGGGGACUUGUGGAGUCCAAGGGCCCUGGGUCAUGCCCCGGUGGGGGUGUCCUGGGUUCUGAGGCUCUGGGGCUGUGGCACCCGGGAGGGAGUCUAUCAGGGUGUGCACUUGUAGCCACAGGUGUGGGAGCACUGAGGGAGAAGGCGAGAGACUGGCUGUACCUUGAGAGGAAGUGGGGAGAGCAGACCAAAGAGGAAAGCCAGCAAGAUGGCAGGAGGGGUUGCCUAGGAGGGCAGCAGGGGCCAGCUGUGUGAACUGAGGAAGGGGAGAUGAACCCUUCCAGCCCCAAGUUUGAGCUCCUCUGAGGGCCAGGGGAGAACUGCGGACUCCGGCCUGCGAGGUGGCCCAUCUCCCAGCUCUGGAUGGCCCCAGGCAGCCGCACCACAGUGUCUCCCAGGCAGGGACGGGAACUGGACCCUUCCUGCUCACUGACCGGUACUGGAGGACAGGGGCUUCCACUCCUGGCUUGGCCAGGACCCGAUUUCACUUGUCCCCUCGGUGCUGUGGCCUGGGAGUUAGGAGAGGGGUCAUUAAGUCAGCUUCGGGCCCUUAGUCUGUCCAGGGAACUGAUGUCCAGCCGGAUGUUGUCCGCUCUGGCAAGUCUAGCCUCUCCCGGGUAACCCCCACCCAGCCCCCAGGCUCUUUCAGAGACCAUUCACUGUCGGGCAGAGGGAGGUAGGUGUGACAGGUCCCUGCAGUCACAGACCUACCAUUUGAGCAGGAUGUAACCUUGGGAACUGGCUAGUUCACCUUUCGUUUACCAGUAGGGAACACUGAUGCCAAGGGAGGGGGCUUGACUUGUCCAAGGUCACCUAGUUGGUUCGGUCUCAAAGGGUCACCUUGUUGGGGCUCCUGGGUGGCUCAGUCGGUUAAGCGUCCGACUUCGGCUCAGGUCAUGAUCUCACGGUCCGUGAGUUCGAGCCCCGCGUCGGGCUCUGUGCUGACAGCUCAGAGCCUGGAGCCCGUUUCAGAUUCUGUGUCUCCCUCUCUCUCUGCCCCUCCCCUGUUCAUGCCCUGUCUCUCUCUGUCUCAAA